ACAAAUAAAGAAAUGCCAGACCAAAUUUCUUAUCUUGUAAUAUAAUCAAUCAAUUCCAUUCCCAUUGAACUUCCUCCUCCUCCUCGUAAUGAUAUGUCCCUUCAUCUUCACUCUUCCAUGAAACCACACCAACCCGUUUCCUGAAUUUCUUCUUCAUCAUCAUCUUCUUCUUCUCCUUCUCCUUCUCCUUCUCCACCAAUUCAAUCAUUUCUGCUUGUUAUUCGGGUUGGAAUCUUGAUUUGCUUGCGUGUUCCGUUUCAUGGCGGUGACUCCACAUGCCUUCCCGCCUCGGAAGCGCCGGCCCUCCGCCGGGGCCUUCAUCUCCCCCAAGUUCUCCGACACCGAGCUCGUCCAGUCCCUCCUCCUCCUCUCCCAAGAAAUCUCCAACAUCAAGCCUUUCAAGUACUUCCUGCGCUGGAGCUCCCUCUCCAUGAUCCGCAAGGUCCGGCUCCUCGCCGUCCUAUUCGAGGAGCUGCUGCGGAGCGGCCACCGCGCCUUCUCCGCCUCGGCGGUGCUCUGCUUCGAGGAGAUGUACAUACUGUUGCAGAGGAUCAAGACCUCGAUCGAGGACUGCUCCAAUGGCAGCAAGAUGUGGCUCCUUAUGCAGGCCGAGACCGCCUCCCACGACUUCCGCGAGCUCACCUCCGAGCUCUCGACCGUGCUCGACGUGUUCCCCUUGGCCGAGCUCGGCCUCGGGGAGGACAUCGUAGAGCUCGUUGGGCUGAUUAGGAGGCAGUGCUCCUCUAAGUCCCCGGUGGGGCCGCUCGUGGACUCGUCCGACAAGAAGCUGAGGCUCGAUGUGGUGGCCAUCCUCGAUAGGAUUAAGGCCGAGAUUAUCCCCGAUCAAUGGAAGCUCGCAGAGGUCUUCGAGCGUCUAGGACUGCGGGACUCUUCGAGCUGCAGGGAGGAGAUGGAGAGCCUGGAGGAGGAGGUGCAGAAUCAAGUCGAUGAGAGGUCAAAGUCCGAGGUUGUCGCAUUGAUCGGCCUCGUAAGGUACGCGAAGUGCGUCUUGUAUGGUGGGUCUACCCCGAGUAGCGAGUUCCGGAGGCGGAAAUCAGCCUCCGGUUUGGCGGUCCCCGUGGACUUCAGAUGCCCCAUCACGCUCGACCUUAUGCAGGACCCCGUGGUCGUAGCGACGGGGCAGACAUAUGAUAGGGAUUCUAUAUCAUUAUGGAUUCAGUCGGGCCACAAUACAUGCCCCAAGACGGGGCAGGCACUGGCCCAUAAGGACCUUAUCCCGAACCGUGCAUUGAAGAACCUCAUCGCCAUGUGGUGCAAGGAAAAGCGAAUUCCGUUCGAGACAACACCACCGGGUGAAGGCAGUAGGUCCCAUAGCAUGGUCACGAAUAAGGCCGCGCUGGAGGCCACAAAGAUGACUGCUUCAUACUUAAUAAACAAGUUGGCCGGGUCCACAUCAACGGAGGCUGCAAAUGGCGCUAUUUAUGAGCUCAGAGUGCUGGCGAAGACGGACUCUGAUAGUCGAACUUGUAUCGCUGAGGCCGGGGCACUCCCGUUGCUAGUGAGGUAUUUAGGUUCUGAUGUUGGCUUGGCAAACCCGAGCUUACAGGUCAAUGCUGUGACAACGAUCCUCAACCUGUCCAUCCUCGAGGCGAACAAGGCAAGGAUCAUGGAUACCGAAGGCGUCCUCAAUGGGGUCAUCGAGGUAUUACGGUCAGGGGCGACAUGGGAGGCUAAGGGGAACGCUGCAGCCACGAUAUUCAGCCUCUCCGGCGCGCACUCCUACGUGAAGCGACUUGGAAGGAAGAUACGCGUCAUUAAGGGGUUGACGGACCUAGCGAGAGACGGUCCCAACAACACAAAGAGGGACGCCCUAGCGGCGAUUCUCAAUCUGGCAAGUGACAGGGAGACAGUCGGGAAGCUGAUCGAGGGAGGCGUGGUGGAGAUGGUGUGCCAGCUGCUCAAUUCCCUGCAGGAGGAGGCGGUGACAGUGCUCGAGGCGGUAGUUAGGAGGGGCGGCAUAAUGGCAGCAGCAGCCGCCUACCCUGCUGUCAGAAAACUGGGAGCGCUGCUCAGGGAAGGGUCAGACCGGACCAGGGAGAGCGCUGCCUCCACCCUCGUGAUGAUAUGCCGGAAAGGCGGGUCAGAGGCAGCGGCAGAGCUGGCGACAGUGCCGGGGAUAGAGAGGUUAAUCUGGGAGCUAAUGGGCACAGGAACUGCCAGGGCUAAACGGAAGGCAGCCUCCCUCCUCAGGAUACUUCGGAGAUGGGCUGCAGGAUUGGAUUCUGUGGACGUAUCGGAACCGUACACGACCACGACCCUGAUGUCGAAUGUGAGCUCUUCGACGAGAAUAAUGCUGCCGAGUUAAAAUCAACAUUGAUUCAUUGAAUUUGUAAAUGACAUUCACAUUCUUUGUAAUUUUUUUCUGCUCUUUUUUGCCCACAUUCACAAAUUACAUUCAAUGCAAAAUGCAAAAGCAUCUCUGUUACAGCUCA
Punica granatum (pomegranate) is the source of this 2453-nucleotide messenger RNA. NCBI's taxonomy places the organism in Eukaryota, Viridiplantae, Streptophyta, Magnoliopsida, Myrtales, Lythraceae. The record is from RefSeq and is a predicted model, not a curated record.